ACACAAGUGUCUGAGUUGAAGAGAAACUGGAGCAGAUGGUUGAGGAAAACAGUGGUGACUGUUUCUCCACAGAGACACUGAUGGAGGCACAGAUGGAGAAACUGAAGGAAUUUGAGGAAAUUAAGAGGAAAGCCAAUUUAUUGCAGAUGCAAGAUUCAAGAGAAAGAGAAGUUGAACUGAGGAUUGUGCUAUUGGGAAAAACUGGAGUUGGAAAAAGUUCAACUGGAAACACCAUCUUAGGAAGAAACACAUUUAUUUCAGAUAUUUCUCUAAAAUCUGUUACUGAAGGGUGUCAGAAAGAGACGUAUGAAAUCAACGGCAGACACAUUACUGUGAUCGACACUCCAGGACUGUUUGAUACUGAUCUCAGUAAUGAAGAAACCCAGAGAGAAAUCAGCAACUGUAUCUCUAUGAGCCUGCCUGGACCACACGUGUUUCUCUUAGUGAUUCCAGUGAGACGAUUCACUCAAGAAGAUGCAAAAUCACUGAAGAUCAUCCAAGAGAUGUUUGGUGAAAACUCUUUAAAGUACACCAUAGUGCUCUUCACCAGAGGAGAUGAUCUGCAGAACAAAACUAUUGAAGAGUUUCUGGCAGAACCCGGAUCUCCUUUGAAUCAGCUGAUUGAAGCAUGUGGAAACAAAUACCAUGUGUUCAAUAAUAAAGAGAGUGAAGACCAAACACAGGUGACUGAUCUACUGCAGAAGAUAGACAACAUGGUGAAGACAAACGGAGGGAGUUACUACUCGUGUAAGAUGUUCAGAGAGAUGGAGAGAGAAAAACAAGACAAACAGAUGAAGAUCAUGAUGGAAAGAGUGGAACAUGUGAACAGAGAAAAAGAAGAACUGAUGAACAAACAUAAAGAAGAGAAAGAGAGGAUUAAGAUGAUGAUGGAGGAAGAAAGACAGAAUCAUGACAAAGAGAGAAAAAGGAUAGAAGAAGAAUUUAGAGAGAGAGAAGAACAAUAUAAAAGAGACAUUAAAGAAAGAGAAGAACAAGAGCGAAAGAUACGAGAGGAGCUGAAGAGAGAACGAGAGGAAUGGGAGAAACAGAAACAACAGGAAAAACAAAGAAGAGAAGAAGAGGAGGAGAAAUGGAGAAAGAAAGAACAGGCAAUGUGGGAUGAAUGUAAUCAGAAACGUAAACAAGAGAGAGAGAGAAUGGAAAGAGAGAAAGAAAAUCUUCAAUCCAAACAUGAAGAAGGGAUGAAGAAAAUGAAGAUGAUGAUGGAUGAGGAAAGACAGAAUAAUGAUAAAGAGAGAAAGAGAAGAGAAGAGGAAUUUAGAGAGCGAGAAGAACAGAAUAAAAAUGAGAUACAUAGAGAACGAGAAGAAUGUGAGAGACUGAAACAAGAAGCAAGACAAUUAAGAGAAGAAGAGGAUGAGAAAAGGAAAAAGAAAGAACAGGAAAUGUUGGAAAACUUUGAUCAGAGACUUAAACAAGAGGAAGAGAGAAGUCAGAGAGAGAAAGUAGAUCUUCAGCUCAAAUAUGGAGAGGAGAUGAAGAGAAUGAAGAUGAUGAUGGAAGAAGAAAGACAGAAUCAUGAUCAAGAGAGAAAGAGAAGAGAAGAUGAACUUAGGGAGAGAGACGAACAGAAUAAAGCAGAGAUGAAGAGAGUGCAAGAGGAAUGGGAGAAACAGAAACAUGACGCAAGACAAAGAGAAGAAGAGGAGGAGAAACGGAGAAAGAGAGAACAGGAAAUGUGGGAGGAAUAUAAUCAGAGGCUUAAACAAGAGAUAGAGAGAAUGAACAUGAAGAUGCAGGAAGAAAGACAGAAUCAUGAUAAAGAGAGAAAGAGAAGAGAAGAAGUGAAUGAGAGGAGGAAGAAAGAACAGGAAACAUGGGAUGAACGUGUUGUUGGGCCUUAUGUAACAAGGUCAGAGAGGUAA
This is a messenger RNA of Carassius auratus (goldfish), 1886 nucleotides long. Its product is annotated as golgin subfamily A member 6-like protein 22. Gene Ontology annotation, molecular function: GTP binding. Bases 36 to 1886 code for a protein of 616 amino acids. Lineage: Eukaryota; Metazoa; Chordata; Actinopteri; Cypriniformes; Cyprinidae. The transcript has 3 exons. The record is from RefSeq and is a predicted model, not a curated record.